AUGUACCCUGCGAAGCUGCGCAUCACCCAUGAGAGCAAGACCCACAUCUUUGAUUCUGUACCUGAUGCCGAGUCCUUCCUGCGCUCCAUUGGGAUUGCACCACCUUCCAGACCCGAGGACUGGCGGGAAUGGCCCGACCAACAACGCUUGACUUCUCCGUCUGGCGCCACCGCAACUUCAGCAGCUGCAACUGGCCCGUCCGACGAUGACGCAACUUCGGCAGCUGCAACUGGCCCGUCCGACGACGACGCAACUUCGGCAGCUGCAACUGGCCCGUCCGACGACGACGCAACUUCGGCAGCUGCAACUGGCCCGUCCGACGACAAAGCAACUUCGACAGCUGCAACUGGCCCGUCCGACGACAAAGCAACUUCGGCAGCUGCAACUGGCCCGUCCGAUGACGACGCAACUUCGGCAGCUGCAACUGGCCCGUCCGACGACGACGCAACUUCGGCAGCUGCAACUGGCCCGUCUGACGACAAAGCAACUUCGGCAGCUGCCGACGACAAAGCAACUUCGGCAGCUGCAACUGGCCCAUCCGACGACGACGCAACUUCGGCAGCUGCAAUUGGCCCGUCCGGCGACGACGCAACUUCAGCAGCUGCAAUUGGCCCGUCCGGCGAUGACGCAACUUCGGCAGCUGCAUCGGGUCCUGAUUGA
Oncorhynchus nerka (sockeye salmon) is the source of this 660-nucleotide messenger RNA. RefSeq names its product polysialoglycoprotein-like. The record is from RefSeq and is a predicted model, not a curated record. The transcript has 2 exons. Lineage: Eukaryota; Metazoa; Chordata; Actinopteri; Salmoniformes; Salmonidae. Bases 1 to 660 code for a protein of 219 amino acids.